AUUUUAUUUGUUGCUUUCAAAAGUACAUUUUUUCGUCGUUCUAGAAAUCGCAAUGAAAUUCUUUUCUUUAGUUUCUUUAUCAACUAUGGUAUUUAUGGUCAUCCAUAAUGAUCAUUACUUGACAAAGUGUAUAGCCACGUCUGGCGUUCCCGAAUCUUUGGGUGAUGCUAACAAGCAAGACGAAUCUUCCGAUGGUGCUGACCAGCUAGAAAAUGGAAAAUAUAGCUCUUCUAUAUGUGGAUGUUGUAAAAAACCACUAACGGUAUCAGAAAUGAGAAUGUUCACCUGUGGUCAUACAUUAUGUGAAAGAUGUGUCAAUUUAUCUCUUAAAUUAUAUCAGAAAUAUUGUCGAUAUUGUGAAGAAAAUAAAAAAACAAAUAAAAAAACAAAUAAUAGCAAAAAUAAUGAAUUUAUCCGAGAUUGCUUAUAUUACAUAUACGGAAGUAAAGAAAAUUAUAAAAUUAACUAUGCGACACAUGAAUACAUAGAGCAUUUAUUAUCUUCUAAUAAUUAUGAUCUUAGCAACAGUGAUAUUCUUGAGCUAAAAAGAAGAUUUAGUGGCGAGUAGUGUAAUUUUAUAAAAAAUAUAAAAAUACCGUACAUAAAUUUAA
This is a messenger RNA of Daktulosphaira vitifoliae (grape phylloxera), 611 nucleotides long. RefSeq lists its product as uncharacterized. The record is from RefSeq and is a predicted model, not a curated record. Bases 53 to 568 code for a protein of 171 amino acids. Lineage: Eukaryota; Metazoa; Arthropoda; Insecta; Hemiptera; Phylloxeridae. The transcript is spliced from 7 exons.